This is a messenger RNA of Glycine soja, 1346 nucleotides long. RefSeq names its product protein DOWNY MILDEW RESISTANCE 6-like. The record is from RefSeq and is a predicted model, not a curated record. Lineage: Eukaryota; Viridiplantae; Streptophyta; Magnoliopsida; Fabales; Fabaceae. The transcript has 4 exons. Bases 76 to 1092 code for a protein of 338 amino acids.
CCUUCAUUGCCUUGUACACUAUAUAUAGAAAACACAUUCACACACAUUCAAGAGAAUAUAGGCGUUAACAAUAACAUGGAUCAAAAGCUUGUCUCAAGCUGGUUCCAUCUUCAUUCCUCAGUGCCCUUAUCCUACGUGCAACCACCGGAAAGUAGACCAGGCAUGGUUGAAGCUUCCAGCAAGAGAAAAAUCCCGGUGGUGGAUCUUGGGCUACAUGAUCGUGCUGAAACCUUGAAACAGAUUUUGAAAGCCUCCGAGGAGUUUGGAUUUUUCCAGGUUAUCAACCAUGGAGUUUCCAAGGAAUUAAUGGAUGAAACACUGGAUAUUUUCAAGGAAUUUCAUGCCAUGCCUGCUGAAGAAAAGAUAAGGGAAAGCUCCCGGGACCCAAAUGGAAGUUGCAGGCUUUAUACAAGCCGCGAGAUUAACGACAAAGAUGUCGUUCAGUUUUGGAGGGACACAUUAAGACACAUCUGUCCACCUUCAGGAGAAUUCAUGGAAUUUUUGCCUCAAAAACCUGCAAAAUAUCAUGAAGUUGUUGCGAAAUACGCACAAGAAAUGAGAACACUAGGACUCAAAAUUUUGGAGCUGUUAUGUGAAGGAUUAGGACUUGACCAAAAUUACUGUUGUGGUGAACUUAGUGAUAGUCCAUUAUUGCUAGCUCAUCACUACCCGCCUUGCCCAGAACCAACUUUAACUUUGGGAGCUCCCAAGCACCGAGAUCCUAACCUUGCAACCAUUCUGCUUCAAGAAAAUGAUAUAAAUGCACUUCAAGUCUUCAAGGAUGGGGAAUGGAUUGUUGUUGAACCAAUUCCUUAUGCUUUUGUGGUGAACAUUGGGCUUAUGUUGCAGAUCAUUAGCAAUGGAAGGUUGGUUGGUGCUGAACACCGUGUUGUCACAAAUUCAGGCAUUGGGAGGACCACUGUUGCAUAUUUCAUCCGUCCAACAAAUAAACAGAUUAUAGAACCUGCAAAGCCUUUGUUAAGUUCUGGUGCUCGCCCAAUCUACGGGUCCAUUACAUAUGAAGAGUUCUUGAGAAAUUUCUUGAGCAAGGGUCCUGAAAUUGAACAAGAAUUGCUCUUAAAACCUUCGUAGGAAAGUGCACUUUAUAGACACGUUAAUGCAUGCCCCUCUCAAAUUUCAUACAAAUUUAUACAUAUCUUGUUUGCACGUGAAUAAUCUUCGGUGGCUUAUCUAAAGAAUUCAAUAUGUUUGUCACCUUAGGAAGUAUUAUUUGUGAUGUAAUUUUUGUACUUUUAAACGCUACGGGGUAUGUUGUGUAGCCAGUAUAUGUACCCAUCCUAUCGUUGAAAAGUUAAUUGCAAUUUAGAAAUUUUAUUUAUUAAUAA